This is a messenger RNA of Medioppia subpectinata, 1866 nucleotides long. Lineage: Eukaryota; Metazoa; Arthropoda; Arachnida; Sarcoptiformes; Oppiidae. The record is from the annotation of a GenBank genome assembly.
ACGUGAUUAUCAAAUGUUGUGAUGUUUUCAUUGAUUUCAUACCAAUUGAUGGCAAUUAUCUGCCAAUCGGUGGUCACUUGACUUGUAUGGUGUGAAUGUGUCGACAGAUCCUAAGAUAUGACACAAUUAAUGAAACACUCGAUGACAUCACUCGCGACCACAGAUGACGACAAUGAAGAUAAGAGACAACAGUCACGAGUCUAUGCGAAGAACUCAAUGGACAGAUUCGGUGAUGAUUUGUGUGCACUUCUGUUGUCUUACUUUCCACUUGAAGACCGAUUCCGUUACGAAUGUGUGUCCAAACAGUUCCAGAGGACACUCUUCGAGAGUGUUGUGGACAUUACUAUUAAUGACACACUUUUAUGUAAAGCCGCGCGAAAUUAUAGAGAAUCUCAAUCUUUGGCCACAAUUGCCAUAAAACAUUAUCAUCACUCGCGCGCACUCCCGAAGACUCACCACUUACUGGUCCAUCGAGUGAUGGACAACACUCGGGAGCCGAUAGUCAUCGAUGGUAUAGAAGUGCACUUCCCGUACAAACCAUACGGUUUACAACUGGAUUACAUGCGGUCUAUGAUUAGGUGCUGUCAACAGAAACAGAAUGGACUGUUGGAGUCGCCGACGGGUACGGGAAAGACGUUAUGCAUACUGUGCUCGUCGUUGGCGUGGAUUCGCUACCAACGACUUCUUCUUCAUAAGCCCACUCCUCGGGACCCGUUUGACGACAUAUUAAGUCAAUUCUUAGACGAGUUGUGGAAUCCAGUGGUGGAAACGGCGACCACUUCGGCGGCCAUUCAACGCUUAGACGAGAUGUGGAAUCCAGUGGUGGAAACGGCGACCACGACUUCGGCGGCCAUUAGUAUCGAGCAAAAGCCAGUCGUGUUUGACACUGAUAUCGUUAAUAUGAAAGAAGAGUGUUUUGACGUUCAGGUGUUUGACAAUCAUUUCGACAAUUCUUUCGAUGAGCAUCUGGUGGUGAAGACAAUAGACGAGACGAAUGAGUCGCUUAUGACCAGUGAUGACGAUUCAAUGAUUACCAACGAUGACAGUAAACCAGAGGUUAUAACUAUUGAAGACAGUCCACCAGAAGUGAGUUCACAAGUUAUAACCAUUGAUGACAGUCCGCCGGAAGUGGUUCCAGAAGUUGAGGCCGAGAUCGGCAGUAAUGAUGGCCGGGAGCCACAGAUUGUGUACACGAGUCGAACGCAUUCCCAGUUAUCGCAAAGUUGUCGCCAAUUGAAACAAACGGAGUAUCGGACGGAACCGGCGGUUGUGAUGGCGUCGCGGGAACAGCUGUGUCUGUGUCCGCAGGUGCAGAGCCAGUCGGGGCCGUCGAUGCAGAGCCAGAUGUGCUCCAAACUGACCAAAAACGACGAAUGCCAAUACUAUCCUAACAUUCAGGGAAAAGUGGACAGAAAUAUUGAGACAUACUAUAAGUCGCGGAACGGCUGCAAAGUGAUGGACAUCGAAGAUCUGGUGGACUUCGGGCGCCGACACGAGUGCUGUCCGUAUUACGCGGCCCGCAAACUGGCCGACAAGGCGUCGGUGCUAUUUAUGCCGUAUAACUAUGUGAUUGAGCCGCGGAUACGACACGCGAUGAAAUUGACCAAAGCGUUGAGAGUGAAGAACUCUGUGAUUGUCUUUGAUGAGGGACAUAAUAUCGAGGACAGGUUCGCGGACGCGAUGUCCACACACAUCAGCGGCCAAACGCUGGACACUUGUAUCAAACAAUUGCAUUCAAUUGGCGAAUGGAUGCAACGGACGCCCGAAGAGAAAGUGAACGAUAGGUUCAAAUGUGACGCCCAAUACAAUAUCAAUCGGGUGCUCGAGUUGUCCUCAAAGCUCUGCGAACUCCAGAAGCUUAUAUUU